Messenger RNA from Mangifera indica (mango), 225 nucleotides. RefSeq lists its product as uncharacterized. The record is from RefSeq and is a predicted model, not a curated record. NCBI's taxonomy places the organism in Eukaryota, Viridiplantae, Streptophyta, Magnoliopsida, Sapindales, Anacardiaceae. The annotation marks the transcript as partial. The transcript has a single exon.
CUCGACUUCCAAGGUGAUUGUUUUGCCAGUGAGAGUUUUCACGAAGAUCUGCAUGCCACCCCUAAGACGCAGAACCAAGUGAAGAGUGGACUCUUUCUGGAUGUUGUAGUCUGCAAGGGUGCGACCAUUCUCAAGCUGUUUACCAGCAAAGAUAAGCCUUUGCUGCUCAGGUGGAAUACCUUCCUUAUCCUGGAUUUUUGCCUUAACAUUGUCAAUUGUACCUGA